AUGAGGUUCUUCAAUUUCUUUUAUUUUCGAUCGUAUGGUCUUCGUACCAUCCCUCGCUCCUUGAUACUACCUGCGCAUACUCGAAAAUCUUCCACACAGUCAACUCUUCACGAGGAACUUACAUCACGCAAGCCCAACAUUAUAUAUGAUUAUCUAUCGCCAACUCCUUCUCAUCUUUUAAAUAUAUCACUGGCGGACUUCCUUCCGUCUACAUGCUACCCUGCUAAUUUCAAAGUCCAAGACCUCACCCUUCCGUACACUAGUACACUCGGACAAGAGUGUAGUGAUGCAGUACUUCUUCCCCAGUCGCAUCAUCUAGUCUAUUUCUCUCCGCAAAUUCCUCACAGUGCUCUACUUCCAGAUGGCACAGAUCCUCUACAGUCCCCAGGGCCGCCAUUUGUGCGCCGCAUGUGGGCUGGUGGGUCUCUAGUUUUCAAUACUACGAGUGCAAAGCAACUCCGUCUUGGUAACAUGCGAGCUGCUUGUAUAGAACGAAUUGUGGACGUUUCGGUCAAAGGGCGUGAAGGCGACGAGAAAGUGUAUGUAAACAUUGAGAGACGGGUUGGCCUCGCUGAUACCGGAGACGAACUGCGGAUGAAUUCAGAUGCAAAGAGCAGCGCAAUCGCUUCGGGAAAGUGCUCUGUAAGUGAUCGAAAUUACAAGGCCGAUCAGCAAUCACUACAACGUCACCACGUCGAUAACAACGACAACAUCGGACAAGCAUCCUUAGUGGAGACACGGAAUAUCGUCUUCAUGCGGGAGAAAGAUACAACUACUGCCAAAGAGGAUUGCGCUAGGCUUCCAAAGAUCUUGAGGCCCACGCGUAAACCAGACUUUGAUGUGCGAAUAACACCUACACAAUCCCUUUUAUUUAGAUUUUCGGCCCUUACAUUUAAUGCUCACGCGAUACAUCUGGAUCCCCAAUACUGCCGGGAGUCUGAAGGAUAUAGGAACCUACUCCUUCAUGGACCCCUUUCAUUGGUUCUCAUGUUCUCCGUCUUGCGAUCACAACUUCAGCCUGGUGAGAUAGUAAAAAGGUUCAAUUACAGAAACUUGGCUCCACUUUACGCAAAUGAAGAAGUAAGAGUCUGUGUGGGGAAGAAUGCCGACAAAAGCAACAAAUACGAAGUGUGGAUUGAAGGAAAGGAAGGUGGAUAUGCUGUCAAGGGGUCUGCGGUUGUUGGACCCCUUGACACUGGUGAUAGCUAGUAAUUGGGUAAUAAUGGACAACAAGGCUGAACAGUGAACACAUCCCGGAGGAUUUAAUCUCUCUCGAAUAUUCUCCGAUGUUUGAGUAGGUAAAACAAGCCACUUUCGUAGGGUUCUGCAGAUCUGAUGAAAUUUGAUGUUGGGAAUAUAACUUGGUAGCUGUUUUGAAAAGAUGAGAUGAAAUCAAGAUCAUCCCUUUCGUCCCUGACACUACAGUAAGGUACCGAAAAGCACUGUACAGCAUACGCUGUGUACAAUACGAUCAUUGAGAUGAAGCUGCAGGGAAUAUCAGGCCCUGAGAUCCUCUGACACGAUUCACAAAAUCAGAACCACCCGCAGCAUCAAUGCUAGUCUGGAUACGAAUGGAUGAGUGUAGGAUGUGAUGCAGAGCAACCAAGAUGGCUCGUAUUUCGGGAAAGCCUCAAUACUAGCACGCGAUUGAUGAAAUCAGUCCAACACCAAAACACCAAAACAUGUUCUUUUCUACAUUCUGAGUAUUCAAGUCUGAGAAGUCAUUAGACCAUCAAACCCUAAAUGAAGAGAUUGGAGAUAAUGAAGAGCGUUUACUCCGCAUACAGAAUCUAAGUUUUGAAGAGAUCGAAUCAUCCGACGCACAAAUUUGGAUUAGGACAUUAUAGGCAUUAGUAUCUUUCGAUUUUGAUACGAUAGGUGAGCGACGAUCAUACCGUAAGACAGCUGGAGAAUACGGUAAUAGCAUUGUGUGACCCAGUUUAU
Botrytis porri is the source of this 1944-nucleotide messenger RNA. RefSeq lists its product as uncharacterized. The coding region runs from base 1 to 1209 and encodes 402 amino acids. The transcript has 2 exons. The record is from RefSeq and is a predicted model, not a curated record. Gene Ontology annotation, cellular component: mitochondrion. Lineage: Eukaryota; Fungi; Ascomycota; Leotiomycetes; Helotiales; Sclerotiniaceae. Gene Ontology annotation, molecular function: (3R)-hydroxyacyl-[acyl-carrier-protein] dehydratase activity.